UGGCCCUAACAAAUAUACUUAUUAGUUAUACAAUAGAUGACAAUAAAUUGGUCGGACACGACAAUGUAGUGUUACAUUUUAUAGAGCAGAGGUAUCCAUUUCUGUAUAUGAUUUGUAUUGAGCUAUUAUGUGUACCUUUGCGAACGUGUUUGUAUCUGAUGCUGACGUGUAUACCGGGAGUAUUGGAAUUGCUUUAACGAUUCGAGUUUGUUGUUCAACGAGUUAUUUAUGUAAGUAAGUGGUAGCAGUGUGGUAUUGCAAGUGUAAACGAUUUAAAAUACGUAUUAUUUAGAGCUGUUGAGUGGUGAAUGUUGAAACAGUCAAAGUUAAUGAAAAAAAAGUUAUCAAGCAAGUGCGUCAGUGUCCGGUGUGUAGGAGGGUAUUCACAUCGGGUAAAUUUAGAUGUUUGGAUGCGAAGAUUAGGACACUGUCACCAGUGCGCGCUACGAAAUGUUGUUCUGUUCGAUAGCAAUUCAUAAUUGAUGUGAGCUAGGAGCAAUUUGCUUGAUUGGAGGAAGGACAAUGGAAAGCCGCGCUUCGAAGAAAAGUGGCGAGUCGGCGUUCGGACGGGAAUGAAAACAGAAAAUAUACACUGUGUGUGUGUAUGUUCAGUAGGCGACGGAAUUAUAAUUUAUUUACAUUAUAAUCUCUCUCGGUCGAAGAUAACGACGGGGUCUUAAUUAAGUUCCAUGUGUCUGUGUGCGUAUGAGUGUGACUGUCAGCAGUGUGUGUGCUUAUGAUUGGAGUACUUGUGCUGUGUGUUGGUGUGUGAUGCCACUUGUUUGUUGUGCAUCUGUAAAGUGCCUCAAAUGUCUCGCAGAAUAAGUGAAUUCGCAGCAAGGACUGAGGUGUGCCCACCUGUUUACAGGCGAAGGAAUACGUGGUCCAAUAACGACAGGAUCAUAGAAGUGUCCCCGUUCCCCCGCAGGUCCUUAUACCACAUUGACUCGACUGAAAAUCCCACCAGUAAGCUACGUCUGAGGGUUGUCCGGGGACAUCAGCUGGCCAAGAAGGAUAUAUUUGGAGCUAGUGAUCCUUAUGUGAAAAUUGACUUGAAUAUUAUCAACGGAGAUGAAACAAUUUAUUCAGUCCUCACAAAAACCAAGAAGAGAACAUUGAAUCCCAAUUGGAAUGAGGAAUAUAUUAUCGGAGUGAAACCAACCGAACAGAAGUUGAUUUUACAAGUUUUCGACGAGAACCGAUUGACGAGGGAUGACUUCCUGGGAAUGGUGGAACUGACAUUAGUGAAUAUACCAGAGGAACAGGACGGCAGUUCCAUUCCCUCCGUGAAAUACAUUUUGAAACCGCGCAGUGGUUACAGUGCCAGGUCGAGAGUUCGGGGAUAUUUGGAAAUAUAUCACGCUUAUUUGAAAGAUAAUGCCCUGCUGCCGCCUCCUAGCAUCGAUCCACCUGGAGCUGACGAGUCCAUCGAGGAGAGAGAUGAUUGGGAAAUGAUCAACACCAAUGGCGAUGAUGUGAAUCAACAAUUUUCGCCCAACAAUUCAUCGGAUAAUCAGUCUCCUUUGCCGAGGGGAUGGGAAGAAAGACAAGAUGCUAAUGGUAGAACGUAUUACGUGAAUCACGUCGCCAGAACUACGCAUUGGGAACGUCCAACUUCGAGUUCUACCACAGCUGAUAAUCAACUGCAGGAGCAAAGAGUGUUGGUAGAACAGACUGUACAGUUCGAUAGGCGUUUUCACAUCAGCGUCGAUGACGAGAAUCAGCGCGAAGAAAACUCAUCGAAUAACACGAGUCAGGCCGCGAGUCCUAGAACGAUAUCGAGGGAAAAUAGUACUUUGGAGACUGAACAGGAACGGGAUGAUCUGCAGGAGGAAGUAUUAAAUCCUCCGACGGAAUCGGAAGAGACGGAGCCUCCCUCGGAGGAAUUUCUUAACGUGGAGGAUUGUAAUGCAAACAGAGACAGGUUGAGCUUUCAGUCGGAGCGUUCGGUGCCGGAUUCCGAGUAUCACGGGUCCGUGGAGAGCGUAAACAGUAAUAGUCACGACGAGUUCGAUUCCGAUUACGAACAUCAUUCUGUAAUUAGGGACUUAAGACAGGUGUUCGGACCGCAUGUGUCUCGAAACGAUGACAAUUAUGAGGCGGAAGACACCACAGACUCUUCCAAUAACACUUCACGCAGAGAUUCUACUAUAUCGACUAAUAGUAAUGUCAGCAGUGGUGCAGCCAACAAUCUGCAAGUUCUGAGUGAAGGCCUUCCUCCAGGUUGGUCGAUGCAGCUCGCUCCGAACGGCCGUUGGUUCUUCAUCAAUCACAACGAACGAUCUACAUCGUGGGUGGAUCCUAGGACAGGACGUGCUAGUCCCAUGCCAAAUCAACCAGCAGCUCCAGUCACUAAUCGUAGACCUGAUGAUGACCUGGGGCCUUUGCCCGAGGGCUGGGAGGAACGCGUACACAGCGAUGGGCGAAUCUUCUUUAUUGAUCACAAUACACGUUCAACUCAAUGGGAAGAUCCGCGACUAUCAAAUCCAAAUAUUGCUGGACCGGCGGUCCCCUAUUCCAGAGAUUACAAACGGAAAUAUGAAUACAUGAAGUCGCAGCUCAGGAAACCCAAUAACGUACCAAAUAAGUUUGAGAUUAAAGUGAAGAGAUCUUCAAUUUUGGAAGAUUCGUACAGAGUGAUUAGUUCGGUUCAAUCUAAAAUCGAUUUGCUUAAGACCAAGUUGUGGGUGGAAUUCGAAGGAGAAGUUGGUCUGGAUUAUGGUGGAUUAGCAAGGGAAUGGUUCUUUUUACUUUCAAAGGAAAUGUUUAAUCCGUAUUAUGGACUAUUUGAAUAUUCCGCUAUGGACAAUUAUACUUUGCAAAUCAAUCCGUCUUCGGGAAUGUGCAAUGAAGAGCAUCUAAAUUACUUUAAAUUUAUUGGGAGAAUUGCCGGAAUGGCUGUAUAUCAUGGAAAACUUCUAGAUGCUUUCUUUAUUCGUCCAUUCUACAAAAUGAUGUUAGGCAAAGCAAUCGAUUUGAAAGACAUGGAAUCUGUGGACAGCGAGUAUUACAAGUCGCUUCUUUGGAUCAAGGAAAAUGACCCAUCCGGUCUUGAUUUGACAUUUUCAAUUGACGAAGAUUCGUUCGGACACACGACAUUGCAUGAAUUGAAACCGGGUGGCGCCGAUAUACCCUUAGAUAAUUCUAAUAAAGAUGAAUACAUUUCAUGUGUGAUAAAGUGGAGAUUUGUUUCACGGGUACAGGAUCAAAUGAACGCAUUUUUGGAAGGUUUCAGUGAAUUGGUACCGUUGGCAAUAGUUAAGAUAUUCGAUGAAAAUGAAUUGGAAUUGCUAAUGUGUGGCAUACAAAAUAUUGACGUCAAAGACUGGAAAGUAAACACAUUAUACAAAGGAGAUUAUCAUUCCAACCACAUCGUUGUCCAGUGGUUCUGGCGCGUUGUACUAUCAUUUUCCAAUGAAAUGAGAGCGAGACUCUUGCAAUUCGUUACAGGCACAUCCAGAGUACCGAUGAACGGAUUUAAAGAGUUGUAUGGAAGCAAUGGCCCUCAGUUAUUUACAAUAGAAAAGUGGGGAACACCGCAAAAUUACCCGAGAGCUCAUACAUGUUUUAAUCGCUUGGAUUUACCACCUUACGAAAGUUAUCAACAUUUACGAGAGAAACUGAUUAAAGCUAUAGAAGGUUCGCAAGGUUUCGCUGGUGUCGAUUAAAAACAUGGCUAUAAAGGAAAACUAUCGCUCUGUGAAUUUUAAAGAGAAAUUCUGUCCAAUGUAAUUUUUAAGAUUAUAAUAUGCCUUUAACUAGAUUAUCCCUAAAAUCAUAAUAAAGCUUUUGCCAAUUGUUUAACUAUUUCUGGAUGGCUUUCAGGUUUAAAGCUAUCCAAUAAUUGGCAAACUUGGUGGAUAUACUUAAUCGAAGAGGGAGAAAGAGAAAAACAAACAAGAAAUUCAAAUCUAUUUUAUCAAUUAUUAGUGACAAAUUUACAUUUUAUUUUACUCUACUUUGUAUAUACCUAUAUAAUCUUUUAUAAUCAAGACAUUUUAUUGUAUUUUAUUCUUUCACUGUACUAUAUAUAUGUAAGAGCUUUAAAAGAAAACUUAAACA
Nicrophorus vespilloides is the source of this 4062-nucleotide messenger RNA. RefSeq names its product E3 ubiquitin-protein ligase Nedd-4 (gene Nedd4). NCBI's taxonomy places the organism in Eukaryota, Metazoa, Arthropoda, Insecta, Coleoptera, Silphidae. Bases 810 to 3668 code for a protein of 952 amino acids. Gene Ontology annotation, molecular function: protein binding; ubiquitin protein ligase activity; sodium channel inhibitor activity. Gene Ontology annotation, biological process: regulation of dendrite morphogenesis; ubiquitin-dependent protein catabolic process. The transcript has 14 exons. The record is from RefSeq and is a predicted model, not a curated record.